AUGAGUAGAAUAACAUAAGAACUUCAUUUCCCAGCAUGCCACAGUAGUUAGGUUGCAGAGUACAGUUCGGAAGUAAAAGAGUCCCACGAGUUCUAUCCAACACGCCUCGUCUCCUUUAUUUUAUAUCUCACGAGAGACAACACAUGGUGUCAGAAGUGGCCGUGAGCAGCCUCGGAGUGGAAAGGUUUGCCACGAAAGAGCUACGAAAGCACGAGCGAGAGAGGAUUUGGAGUCCCCGGCCGUGUGAGUGAUUGCGUGUUGGCGAAGCUACAUGCUAGCGGAGUUAGCUACUGCGUGCGUUGUCUCUGAACUGCGAAGUGAAACGACGGACGCGGGACAGAUUAAAGAAAGCUGACUUUUACCCCGUUUUGCUGUCAUGGAUAAGUUGAGUCCACCUACUUCCAUGCAACUGACUGGUAGUCUUGCUGAUAACUGGAAGCGUUUCAAGCAAAGAUUUACUAUAUACAUAGCAGCAAGUGGAGCAGGAGGUGAUGAUGAAAAACUGAAGGCUCACAUUCUUUUGCAUGUCAUUGGAGAAGAUGCUUUGGACGUCUACAACAGUUUUCGUUUGGAUGAAGCUAAUUUGACUUUGGCAGAACUGAUGAAGAAGUUUGAAGAGUACUUUGUGCCGAAACAAAAUGUGACCUUUGAAAGGUACAAGUUUUUCACGCAUGACCAGCAGCAAGGAGUACCUUUUGAUCAAUACUUGGCAGAGCUACACACGCUGAGCAAAACAUGUGAAUUUGACACUCUGAGAGACUCAUUAGUGCGAGACAGGAUUGUUUGUGGAACAGCGGAUAAUGCACUGAGAGAAAGACUGCUUAGAGAAACUGAACUUACAUUGGAUGAGUGUGUCAGUAUGUGCAGAGCAGCAGAGACCACUAAAGCACAAGCUAAAGAGCUGCGAAGAGGAGAAACAACAGUGCAUGCGAUAAAUAAAGCACAACGGAAGAAAAAUACAUUUUCCAAACAAAAAGACCAAAAGGAAAAAACUACAGAAUUUACAUGUGGUAGAUGUGGAGGCAGCCACAAGCCAAAGUCUUGUCCAGCAUUUGGAAAAUCCUGUAACAACUGUGGAAAAAAUAACCAUUAUGCAAAAUGUUGCAGAGCCACAUCAAAACAGAAAGUUCACACAGUUGAAGAAGAUGACGAUAACGAGGAGUUUAUCGUGGAUGUGGUACAAGCUUGUACAGCAGAAAAGGAAGAAUGGAUCGUGCCAAUAACAGUGAAUGACACAAUUAUACUGUUCAAGUUGGAUACAGGUGCACACACAAACCUAAUAUCAAUGGAAGACUACAAAACACUGAAGACAAAGAGCAAAAUUCGUCCUGUAAAAACUAGAGUGAGUGGAUACACUGGAGAACGUGUUCCUGUUCGAGGUGGAUGCAUUGCAACUUUCAAACACAAAGAUCGGCAGAUUAGGGCACAGCUACUGAUUGUGGAUAUGAGUGUAAAACCAAUCCUGGGACUCAGUGCAUGCACAAAGCUCAAUCUGGUCAAAAGAGUGUUUGUUGUGACAUCUUCAGAUGCAGAAAGUGCUCAGGAUGUACUCAUGGAAGAGUAUAAGGACUGUUUUGAAGGACUUGGAUGUCUUCCUGGACUACAUAAAAUUGUCUUGAUGCUUGCAGUUCUAUGAUAAGGAUUUAUUUGUUGAAAAAAAGCUGUAACAUGACCUUGUUUUUAAGGGUAAAUAUUAUUUCUUUAUGUGGUAAUAUUUCUUUAAAGGGGGAAGAUGUGAUGUUAAGAGUAAAAUAACAAGAACUACAUUACCCAG
Messenger RNA from Hippocampus comes (tiger tail seahorse), 1774 nucleotides. RefSeq lists its product as uncharacterized. The transcript is spliced from 3 exons. Lineage: Eukaryota; Metazoa; Chordata; Actinopteri; Syngnathiformes; Syngnathidae. The record is from RefSeq and is a predicted model, not a curated record. The coding region runs from base 377 to 1636 and encodes 419 amino acids.